AUGUGGCAGGACACCAGCAACCCGUACGGCGCAUCCUCGUCGCAGCCCAACUACUACGCCCAGGGCACACCCCAACAACCGCCCGACACCCCGCUGCAGUUCUACUCUGCAGGCCCAGGUGACCCAAAUGGAUUUUAUCCGGGCUCUCGUCCGAGUUUGGAUGGGCACGUCGGCGCGCAGGGGACGAUACAGCAGCAGGGCAUACCGCCUGGGUACGCUGGAAACAUACAGCCUGUGGGAGGAUGGCUCAGCGCGUUCGGGACCGGAGGGUUUGAAGGGGAACCACCGCUCCUCGAAGAGCUCGGAAUCAACUUCUCGCAUAUACGCGCAAAAUCACUCACCGUGCUCAACCCAUUGAGCAAGGUCGAGCCUCACAUAAUGGACGACGCCGACCUCGCAGGACCUUUGUUAUUCCUGUUUUGCUUCGGCGCAUCUCUGCUCCUGUCUGGCAAGCUACAGUUUGGAUAUAUCUACGGCGUAGCACUACUGGGCUGCGCUGGAAUAUACGCGCUCUUGAACUCAAUGUCCGAGUCCGGUAUUGAUGCUUACCGUGUCGCGUCAGUACUAGGCUACUGCCUCUUGCCUAUGGUCGGCGUAGGGGCGGUCAGUGUGAUGGCUACUCUGGACGGCACAUUGGGAUACGCACUUGUCCUUCUUUCCAUUCUAUGGUGCACAUACUCCGCUUCUGGGAUCUUCGUUACGGUAUUACGCAUGUCCGACCAAAGACUUCUAGUAGCAUAUCCUGUUGGCUUGCUGUACGGCUGCUUUGCUCUUCUCAGUGUCUUCAAUGGACCCACAGUUUCGAAAUGA
This is a messenger RNA of Pleurotus ostreatus (oyster mushroom), 810 nucleotides long. RefSeq lists its product as uncharacterized. Gene Ontology annotation, biological process: vesicle fusion with Golgi apparatus; endoplasmic reticulum to Golgi vesicle-mediated transport. The record is from RefSeq and is a predicted model, not a curated record. The coding region runs from base 1 to 810 and encodes 269 amino acids. Gene Ontology annotation, cellular component: trans-Golgi network; membrane. NCBI's taxonomy places the organism in Eukaryota, Fungi, Basidiomycota, Agaricomycetes, Agaricales, Pleurotaceae. The transcript has 4 exons.